AUGGGAGGAGUGGAUCUAUUGGACUCUAUGCUUGGUUACUAUCGCAUCAAAAUUAGAUCCAAGAAAUGGUAUCUCCGCAUUUUCUUUCAUUUCAUAGAUAUGUGCGUUGUAAAUAGUUCGCUUUUAUGGAGAAGGCACAACAAGCUUCAUAUGUCACUUGCAGAUUUCAAGGUAGCUAUUGCAGAUGCCUUAUGUAAUAGUGGAAAGUCUGCAUUGAGUAGAAAAUGUGGACGACCUAACGCCAAUCUUGAACAUGCCUAUUUAGAAAAAACAAAACGUAGACCUACGGCUGAAAGUCCCCAUGUUGAAGUUAGGAAGGACGGAAUGGAUCAUUUGCCGGAAUGGAGAGAAAAUGAAAGAAACCGAUGCAGACAUCCCGACUGCAAAUACCAGUCAUAUAUUUAUUGUGUGAAAUGCCAAGUACCGUUCUGCCUAAAUAAAGACAGAAAUUGUUACUUACGAUUCCACACCGAAUAACUGCAUGAGAAUUGUUGUUAGUGCAUAGUGUUUCAUAUAUGGUACAUACUCUUUUUUUGUAAAAUUUUGAAUAAAAACUCAACAACGAUUUUUU
This is a messenger RNA of Acanthoscelides obtectus, 571 nucleotides long. The record is from the annotation of a GenBank genome assembly. Lineage: Eukaryota; Metazoa; Arthropoda; Insecta; Coleoptera; Chrysomelidae.